This is a messenger RNA of Striga asiatica, 984 nucleotides long. Lineage: Eukaryota; Viridiplantae; Streptophyta; Magnoliopsida; Lamiales; Orobanchaceae. The record is from the annotation of a GenBank genome assembly.
AUGACCAAGAAAUGUGGGAUCAAAUGGACCGAGGUCAGCAAAGAGGCGUUCGAGAAACUCAGGUGCGCGAUGACCACGAUGCCCGUACUAGCAAUGCCCAAAUUCGACGUACUGUUCGAAGUUCAUACCGACACAAGCAACAUUGGAAUAAGGGAAGUUCUAAUUAUGGAAGGACGGCCAUUUGCUUACAUUAGCAAGGCGCUCGGGAGCAUGAUUGUUACCCCGAAGCAGCAGAAGUUCGUCUCGAAGCUAAUGAGGUUCGACUUCGAGAUAGUCUAUUGGCCGGGGAGACAAAACGCAGUUGUCGAUGCGCUCUCGCGCCGAACGGAUGUGGCUGAGUUGGAGGCAAAUUCGGGGUCAACUUGGGCCCUAUGGGAUGAUUUGAGAGAUGCUCAAAACCGAGACACAUUCUGCCAGGACGUACGUCGAAAGAUGGAGGCCAAGGAUGCAGCGGCCGCCGAAUACGACAACCACGACGGACUACUAUUAUAUCGAGGAAAAGUGUACGUGCUGAACGAAAGCAAGGUGAAGUACGAGAUUACGUGGCGCAACAUCACGAUGGAUUUCAUAGAAGGGCUGCCAAUGUCUAACAAGUUUAAUGGAGUAAUGGUCAUGGUAGAUCGAUUGACGCAGUACGCCCACUUUGUCCCGUUGACGCACCCAUACACGAAAUGGGAGGAUUUUCUACCUUGGGCCGAGUAUUGGUACAACACGGUAUAUCAUAGCUCGACCAAGUCCACGCUAUUCGAGUUGUUGUACGGGUGUAAGCCGCCUACGCUCAUGAGCAAUUCGAUGGGGAUUUUAGUGAACGAUGAGGACGACGCGUGCGGGAAUGACACGCACAGGCAGACCGCGAACGAGGCGGGGGCGUGCGGGCAUGCAAGCACGUGUGAAGACACGUGCGAGAAUGGUCGGCGAUUGGAGCCACGCGAGAAUGUCGCGCGUAUAGAAGACGCGCGCACGCGGAUUGAACACGGCGGCUAG